CCACAUCAUCAGGCACCGGCUUGGUCUAUGCUGUUGCGUUCACAGACAACAGUCAUGGAUUAGAGGCCCAGGGAAACAAACGAGGCCUAUCAGGCCCACAUGUUAGCCUGGAGUACCGAGACAAAGAAGCAAGCAGAUGACGUUGCGGCGGCAGCAAAGAAGCGAGCAGAGGAUGCCGAGCAGGCACGUCUGCCAGCACUUGAACAACAGCGCCAGCAUGACGAGGCAGCAGCAAGGGCUGCCAAUGAAGAAAGAACCCAGCGUCGUGAGAAGAUAUUUAUCGGAGAGCGGGCGUUACUUACCAUGGCAGCAGAAUGGCGGACCGAGGCCGAGAAUAGCCAGUUGGAGGACAGCGCGAACAAGAUAGCGCUCUUCCUCUCGCAUCUCACGAAUCUCCUGGCAACCUGCAUUACACAGCAGGCGGAGAUCCUUGGUCUCGACAGCUCGCUGGCUCAAGUCCAAAACCGCCUUCAGCGGUUGGAGCACCGACCAGUCGCGGCAGCCGACGCAGGCUCUUCCAACACUGCCGACCGCCUCAAUGCAUUGGAGAUGGACGUCGGCUCACUCAAGGAUGGCGUGCAAUUACAGCAGACCGCGACGCAACAGUUGCAACGACGGAUCUGCACUACCGCCACCACCUCGAGUUCAGAACCGCGUGAGACAACUCCAAAGUUCGACGGGCAGGAGAUCUUCUACGACUCAAUGAAGACAUACCCGAUUCCAUGGUUUCACAAGUUUCAGCUCACGCUGCAGCUCCACAACGUCAAGGAAAACCAGCACCACGCUUACUUGUACUCUCGCUCAGGGGGCGCGUGUCAGGCUUGGUUGGACAACCUGUUGUCCAAGUACGGAGUGGUAGCCAACGACUUGCACACCAAGAUCAGUUGGGAUGAUCAAAAGGCGGCGUGGCACAAACGGUUCCAGGUGGAGCCGCCCGAAAUCAAAGCCAUGGACAAGCUCAUGGUCUUCGAACAAGGCACGCUGCCGAGUACGGACUGGAUCGCCGAGUACCAACGCUUGACGUCAGUCCCAGACAUCCAGAUGGGCUUCAAGGCCAUCUGCCACUACUUCAUCUCAAGGUCAUGUCCGACAUUGAGCAAUGCCCUGACGCAUGUCGAGGACACCUUGACGACGACGGCGGCGGAAUUAUUUGACAAGGCUGCGCAGAUCAUUGUCAUGAACAAGGAGGCCAAGAACCUCCGUUCAUCUGCGUCAGACCCGAGCGGGAACCAGCAUCGGCCAAGAGUGGUCGUGGUCGCAGCGACAACGCCAUUGGACCAAACCAGCGAGGCUGUGUCUGCGAGUGAAGGGGACAGAUUCGCAGCCGCCUGGGAAGGGUUGCCCAUUGAAAGGCAAGGGCAGACAGGGAAACUGAGCACCACCGAGAGUGAUGCGAUGACACUCUCGACGCUUUCGGAACUGGUUUCUUCACGAGUAACCAGCCUUCAUUCCGAGGCGCACGUGGAAGUCGACAGUCCUCCGCUUCUACUUUCUUUUGAGGACUAUGCUGCCCGGCUCAUUCCAACGCUGGGUACUCAAGCUCAAGGACAAGGAGUGUGUGCGGUUUCUUCUCCGUCUGGCAACAACGACAUAUCGUCUUCAAGUGGUUCUUCACGGGAUUCGGCGCGCGAGUUCAAUAUAGAGGCAUUGGACCCGCUCACGUCUGAGGACUUUGCAUGGCUUUCUCUCUUGACCACAGGCUGUUUGUCGGGACUGCAAUGCGCAGCACUUAGCGCUAAUCUUCACACUUACCUAUCCUUCUAUGCACCACCAACUUCGCCGACGGAUGGCGAAGUCGCGGUGGGGGACAUCGUGGCGUAUACUACCAAGGUGGCCCACGAGUUUCGCACGCAGCGGUACGAUGAUAACAACGCACCACUCAUGUAUGUCCGCAUUCAGGUUGAGCAAGCGUUCUGCAGCGCUUUGCUGGAUAGUGGCGCAUCUUGCAACUUCUUGAACCAGUCUUUUAUGCAAAGGGCUGGCCUUGGCGCACAAGCUCGGAGGAAGGCAAACCCGACGGCGAUCAAGUUGGCGGAUGGAAAGACGCAACAACUUCUCGACCGUUACAUCGAGGCCGUACCGGUCUACUUCGCACCUCAUACAUUCGUGACAGCCAAAUCAUUCCGGGCGACUAGCGCUUACGAGCAGCCCGAGGAGAUCGACCUAUGUUUCCUACGGACCGUCGCGGUAGCCGACUCUUCACCCACGGACUUGUCCUCGGACCCCCGUGGUGUACGGUUGCUGGACGAGUUCGCCGACAUCUUCGAGUCACCUACCGGUGUGGUGCCGGGUCGGCCGAUCUCUCACGAGAUCAUUCUUGAGGCCGGUGUCGUGCUGCCGAAAGGUUGCAUCUAUCGGAUGAGCGAGGAGGAGUUUGAGGUCCUCCGCGCACAACUUGAUGAUUUGUUGGCCAAGGGCUGGAUCCGCCCGAGUAGCUCCCCAUAUGGAGCACCAGUUCUCUUCGUCAGGAAGAAGAACAAGGAUCUACGAUUGUGUAUCGACUACCGCAAGCUCAAUGCGCAAACCGUCAAAAAUGCGGGGCCUCUUCCUCGCAUCGACAAUCUUCUCGAGCGGUUGGUUGGCACGAAGUAUUUUUCCAAGUUGGAUUUGAAAUCGGGAUAUCAUCAAAUCUCGAUGCAGCCGAACGAUCGCUACAAGACCGCGUUCAAGACCCGGUACGGACAUUUUGAGUGGGUGGUCAUGCCUUUUGGCCUCACCAACGUCUCAGCGACCUUUCAGGCGGCGAUGACCAAUGAGUUUCGUGCAAUGUUGGACCGGUUCGUGCUGGUCUACUUAGACGAUAUUCUCGUCUGUAGCCGGUCCUUGGAGGAUCAUCUGGGGCAUCUUCGACAAGUGUUGGAGACGCUCCGCCGCGCCAAGUACAAGGCCAACCGCGACAAGUGUGAAUUUGUCCGGCAAGAGCUGAGAUACUUGGGCCAUUUUGUCACACCGGAGGGCAUCAGUCCGCUAUCGGACAAGAUUCAGGCCGUCCAAGAGUGGCCGGAGCCUCGGAACGUCACGGAUGUCCGCUCGUUCCUCGGUCUUGCCGGCUACUCUCAGCGCUUCAUUAAAGGCUACUCCAAAGAUUGCGGCCCACUUGAACAAGCUUCAGUGCGAGGAUCGGCCGUUUGACUUCGGAGAGGAGGCGCACGGAUCAUACUUCACUCUCAAAGUCGCGCUAUUGUCUGCG
This is a messenger RNA of Chara braunii, 3190 nucleotides long. The record is from the annotation of a GenBank genome assembly. Lineage: Eukaryota; Viridiplantae; Streptophyta; Charophyceae; Charales; Characeae.